UACACUUCCGGGUCGUGUCAUUCAGUCACAGGAUAACGCAUGCUGCCAGUGUUUUGGUUUAUCUUGAAUGCCUUUACCUAAGCUGGGUAUUUGACAUGUUGUCAUUUAACAGACUUGCAGUGUCGCUGAGGACCCUUCAAAAACUGACGGAGGCUCACAGAUGGCACCAUACUAGUUUGACAAAUGAGUUGAUUGAAAACAUGGACAAAAAAGCAACAUGGGACAGAUUCUACACAGAAAAUGGAAGCAAAGGCCAAUUCAAAAAUUUCGAAUGGUUCUUCGGAUUUCAAUCAGUCAAGGACUUCAUUCUUCCUGUACUUCAGACCAUGUCUCAUUCCCACAGUGGCCCAUUCAACAUCCUGGACAUGGGUUGUGGCACAUCCGCAUUAGGACCCUCUAUCUACAGAACUUCUCCAUGUGCUGUGAAGGUUACUUGUGCUGAUAUCUCCCCGGUUGCAGUGAAACUUAUGGAGAAGCACACUAAUUCUGCAUCAGUACAGCCAUGCAACCCAUCCUCUGCUCUUGCUUUCCUGGAGCUUGACUGCACACAGUUGAGAGGACACUUUGGGACCAGAAGUCUAGACAUGAUAUUGGACAAGGGUACUACAGAUGCUUUAGUUAGGUCUAAAGAAGGUCAAGUUAAGGCUGGACAGAUAGUGAGGCAAUGUUUAGAGGUGCUGAAGCCCUCAGGGGUUCUCUUACAGUUCUCAGAUGAGGAUCCUGAUGCCAGGCUUGUAUGGCUAGAAAGAGAAGUUAGAGGAGCAGAACUGACCGCUGAUGUAGGAGUUCAAGAGGUGGGGGAAUUGAGAGGUGUCAGCUAUUUUUGCUAUCAGAUUUCUCCUUGUACUAGCCCCCACUCUUAAAAUACAAUGCAUUUAAACUUCUAAAAGGGUUUCCAAGUGACAAUAUAGUCUAACAAUACUGAACACUGAUAAUAUUUUUUUUUUUUUUGCACCAUGUAUAACUUGCAUAGUCAAAAGCCCGUUUACAUUAUUUGCAUCAGAUGAAGAAAAAUCAAUUACACACUUUUGUAAAAAAAAACAAUUUAUUUCAAAACUAAUAAUAAUAAAAAAUGUUUUGUCAAAUAUUCUGUGGUGUUAUUUUUCAUCAAUGUGGGAAAUUACUUUAAGAAUCAUAAUAUUGAAUGGAACAACAUAAUUUAAAACAAAAUAUACAAAUAAAGAGACAAAAAAAAAAAAAA
Messenger RNA from Ctenopharyngodon idella (grass carp), 1201 nucleotides. It is a transcript of the gene cskmt, whose product is annotated as citrate synthase lysine methyltransferase. NCBI's taxonomy places the organism in Eukaryota, Metazoa, Chordata, Actinopteri, Cypriniformes, Xenocyprididae. The record is from RefSeq and is a predicted model, not a curated record. The transcript is spliced from 2 exons. Bases 96 to 863 code for a protein of 255 amino acids.